Molecule: messenger RNA, 552 nt
Organism: Sphaerulina musiva SO2202
Lineage: Eukaryota; Fungi; Ascomycota; Dothideomycetes; Mycosphaerellales; Mycosphaerellaceae
Exons: 2
Coding region: 1-552 (183 amino acids)
Source: RefSeq, a predicted model, not a curated record
AUGAACGGCGUGUCUCGCAAGCCCACGGCGCCUCGAGCUCCAGCUCCCGUCAAGAAACCGUCGACAGGCACCGCCGCCAGGCGAGCACCGAACGGUGUCGCGCCCAAAGCGGCAUCAGUAGCAGGCGACAGUCCAGCGACGGGCGGAGGAGGCGUCACGUCUGCGUAUGCCAUCAUGGCCAGCAGAAUUGCGAAUCGCGUCGCAGAAAUGGCCGAGAGCAUCACGUUCGUGGAGAGCAGGCCCAAGCCAGCCGAAGCAGAGGCGCAGGUGCAGGCGCAGGGAGGUCAAGAGCAGGAGAAGAAGAGGCCUCGGAAGCUGGAAAUGCGACUGAACAACAGUGCUCCCGACUCGGUGGCUUUCUCGGCGCCCUUUCUCGACAAUACGCUGCAGAAGAUGCUGCACUUGCAGAAUCGCAUGCUGAAGACGACGGCAGCGCUGUCCAAGAGCGAUGGUGUGGACGAGAAGGUGGUUAAAGAGCACGCGUCACAGUCGGCAGAGCUGAGCAGGAUUAUUGCCUUGAUAUGCGCGGAGAAAGCACGUCAGGGCGCGUGA